Penicillium bovifimosum is the source of this 1704-nucleotide messenger RNA. RefSeq names its product putative sucrose transporter. Gene Ontology annotation, cellular component: membrane. Lineage: Eukaryota; Fungi; Ascomycota; Eurotiomycetes; Eurotiales; Aspergillaceae. The coding region runs from base 1 to 1704 and encodes 567 amino acids. The transcript has 8 exons. The record is from RefSeq and is a predicted model, not a curated record. Gene Ontology annotation, molecular function: sucrose:proton symporter activity.
AUGCCGCAGGCUGCGAGGUGGGCGGGGACGCCGUCUAUCAAGGGUCGGAAUGAGUCCACGAGGAUGGCGCUUUUGACGUUUAGUCUACUGGGACUGCAGUUCACGUGGGGCACUGAGAUGACCUACUGCACGCCUUACCUUCUUCAGCUCGGUUUGACGAAGUCUAAGACUUCGUUGGUGUGGAUUGCUGGUCCGUUGUCUGGAUUGAUCAUCCAGCCACUUAUUGGCGUUAUUGCGGAUCGGUCACGGUCGAAAUGGGGUCGGCGCAGACCUUUCAUGGUCUUUGGGUCGCUGGUCGUCGCUUUUUGUCUGAUUGUUCUUGGCUGGACGUCGGAGAUUGUUGGGUUAUUCGUUAAGGAUCCGGAAAAGGCGAAGAAUGGCACGAUUGCGCUGGCCGUCUUGAGUAUCUAUGCGGUGGACUUCUCCAUCAACGUUGUACAAGCAUGUUGUCGCAGUCUGAUUGUGGAUACAUUGCCUAUUCCAUCGCAGCAAGCUGGAUCCGCCUGGGCUGGGAGAAUGUGUGCCAUCGGUCAGCUCUUUGCAUAUAUUGUCGGCGCAAUUAAUACCGUCAGCAUCUUCGGCACCUUCCUAGGAGAUACGCAGUUCAAGCAGAUGACAGUGAUCGCUGCUAUGUUAUUAGUGUUUGCCGUCGCAGUCACCUCAUAUUCAGUCCGAGAGCGAGUUCUGAUCACAGCACGGGAUGAUGGAAAAUCCGGCGCUAUCCAAGUCCUCUCUCAGCUGUUCAAAACCACCUUUGAAUUGCCCCCUCGCAUCCAAGCAAUCUGCUGGGCUCAAUUCUGGGCGUGGAUUGGCUGGUUCCCCUUCCUCUUCUACAGCACGACCUGGGUCGGCGAAACCUACUUCCGCUACGAAGUCCCAAAAGACGACAUGGCCAAAUCAACCGAUAUGCUCGGCGAAGUCGGCCGCGUAGGCAGUCUCUCACUAACAGUCUUCUCAUCCAUAACAUUCCUCAGCUCCGUCCUCCUCCCCUUCUGCAUCCAGUCCCCAGACACCAAGCGCACAAAAUUCACCCCCCGACCACCACCCGGGUUCGCCGGCGUCCUCAAAGCCAUCACCUCUGUCCGCCCCGACCUCCAGACCGCCUGGCUAAUCUCGCAAAUAAUGUUCGCCGCAACCAUGAUCUUCGCGCCACUAGCCCACUCCCGCAGCUUCGCAACCUUCCUCGUCGCAGUCUGCGGCAUCCCCUGGGCAAUCAGCGGCUGGGCCCCCUUCGCCUUCAUGGGCGUCGAAAUAAACCGACUAACCAUGGGCGGCUAUUCCCCCGCCGUGCCCGCCUCCCGCUCCGGCGUGACGAUGAUCACAUCCGCCAGUCUGCGCAACGCAGCCUCUGACAACGAGCUCGAUGUCCUCAGGCUGAACCACCGGGAUGAUUCCUUCGACAGCGACACAGAUGAAGAAGAUCCCUCGUCUAAUAUCCCGUCAACCGGUGAAUUGGCUGGUAUCUAUCUCGGCGUGCUGAACGUGUAUACCACGCUACCCCAGUUCGUGGGCACGUUCAUCAGCUGGAUUGUUUUCAGUAUUCUGGAACCGGGCAAGGAGCCGGCGCCGGAUAAACCGGAUGAUACGCAGUGGAUGAACCUCGAUAAGGAUCGGCCGAAUGCUAUUGCCAUUUGUUUGUUUAUUGGGGCUAUCAGUGCGCUUGUGGCGGCUGAGGCUACGAGGCGUUUGAGGUAUAUACUUUGA